Molecule: messenger RNA, 4779 nt
Organism: Doryrhamphus excisus (bluestripe pipefish)
Lineage: Eukaryota; Metazoa; Chordata; Actinopteri; Syngnathiformes; Syngnathidae
Source: RefSeq, a predicted model, not a curated record
AUGAGUGCUCCCCCUCGGGCAGAUCGUGGUGGACGCAGCGUCCUCAUGUCCCGGUUCUCUGAACUCCACAGCACCAGCGGUGCCUAUGUUACCAUUCUUUUCAAGCAGCUCUCCAAAGGUGUGGCUGGAGCCGUCAUCAUUGCGUCGGAGUGGAGUUGCCGCGGCAGCCCCGACGGGGUGCAAGAGGAAAGUGAUGGCGGCGGCGGUGGUGCCGCCGAAGGAGAUGGACUUGCUGACGGCGCAGACCGGGGAUUGGAUGGCGACCCAGAGGGGGUGUGGAGUCCAGAUAUUGAACAGAGCUUUCAGGAAGCUCUGGCCAUCUACCCUCCCUGUGGCAGGAGGAAGAUCAUUCUGUCCGAUGAGGGCAAGAUGUACGGUCGGAAUGAGCUGAUAGCUCGUUAUAUUAAGUUACGGACAGGAAAGACACGCACACGCAAACAGGUGUCUAGUCACAUUCAGGUUCUGGCUCGCAAGAGGGUGCGAGAAUACCAGGCGAGCAUCAAGGUCUCUAGUCACCUGCAGGUCUUGGCCAAGCGCAAGUCUCGUGAGAUUCAGUCUAAGCUGAAGGACCAGGUUUCCAAAGACAAAGCACUGCAGACCGUGGCCAACCUUUCAUCAGCUCAGAUCGUGUCUGCAAGUGUGAUGAAGAACCAGGCUUCUUUCCCUCCACCAGUUAGGUUUUGGCCUGGUCAUGUGACAGGACAACCUGGGCAUUCUCAGGACAUCAAGCCCUUUGCACAGCCGCCAUACACAACACUAGAAGCUCCUGUCCCUGCACCCAUCAGCUAUGAGCCCCUGCCCCCUCCUCGCCCGACAGCUAUAGCGAUCCCCGUGUGGCAGGACAGAACCAUCGCGUCAGCAAAACUACGGCUUCUGGAGUACUCUGCUUUUAUGGAGACCCAGAAAGACAGAGAGAUGUAUAAGCACCUAUUUGUCCACAUUGGUCCGUCAAACCCCGGCUACAGCGACCCUGUACUGGAGUCAAUAGACGUCCGGCAGAUUUACGAUAAGUUCUCCGAGAAGAAAGGAGGCCUAAAGGAGCUGUAUGAGAAAGGACCUCACAAUGCUUUCUUUCUUGUCAAGUUCUGGGCGGAUCUGAACAGUGAUCUGGAGGAAGGUUCCAAUGCCUUCUACGGCGUCAGUAGCCAGUACAGUGGAACGGAGAACAUCACCAUCAGCGUCUCAACCAAGGUCUGCUCCUUUGGAAAACAGGUGGUAGAGAAGGUCGAGACCGAGUACGCACAUUUGGAGGGGGGGAAGUACGUGUUCCGCAUCCAUCGCUCACCCAUGUGCGAAUACAUGAUCAACUUCAUCCACAAACUCAAACAUCUACCAGAGAAAUAUAUGAUGAACAGCGUUCUGGAGAACUUCACCAUACUACAGGUUGUGUCCAACAGAGAAACUCAGGAGACUCUGUUGUGCAUCGCUUUUGUGUUUGAAGUAUCGACCAGCGAACACGGCGCGCAAUACCACGUUUAUCGUCUGGUUAAUGACUAGCGCAAUGUACUACAUGCAAAGACUGUCAACCUCUUUCCGGUUCACACGCGUGGCACACUAAUGUAUGUAUCACUAUCACCAUCAUCUACACCAGGGGUGGGCAAACUACGGCGCGGGGGCCACAUCCGGUCCGCCAAGUGUUUGAAUACGGCCCGCCCAAUCUUUCCAAAGUAUUUCAUUUAAACUCAACAUACAAGCUGGCAUCAUGGCCUGAGCCAACCUUUUGAUGGUUGUAUCAAUUUCGUUUUUUGACAUGGUCUGUUGUUUACAAAGUGCUCCUGAAAAAAGGGACACAAGCACAUAAUAAUAAUAAUAAUAAUUAUUAUUAUUAGAUUAUUAUAAUUAUUAUUAGAACUAUUAUGACUAUUAUAAUUAUUAUAUUAAUGCUAAUUAUUAUAUUAAUUAUAUAUAAUAUUAUUGUUAUAUUUGCAUAUUUUACAUAAUAAUAUAAUAAUUAUAUUUUAAUUUUAUUGUAAUUAUUAUAAUAACCUGGCAUCAUGGCCUGAGCCAACCUUUUGAUGGUUGUAUCAAUUUCGUUUUUUGACAUGGUCUGUUGUUUACAAAGUGCUCCUGAAAAAAGGGACACAAGCACAUAAUAAUAAUAAUUAUUAUUAUUAUAUUAUUAGAUGAUUAUAAUUAUUAUUAAAACUAUUAUGAUUAUUAUAAUUAUUAUAUUAAUGCUAAUUAUUAUAUUAAUUAUAUAUAAUAUUAUUGUUAUAUUUGCAUAUUUUACAUAAUAAUAAUAUAAUAAUAAUUAUUUUAAUUUUAUUGUAAUUAUUAUAAUAUUUUAUUAUUUUUUAAAUAUUUAAAUAUAAAUAUAAAAUAAUAAAUAAUAGCAGAUUGCAUGACAAUUUUACAGAUACAAUAAUACCAGGUGGACUGUUACGUCCAUAUAUAUUUGUUAUAUAUAUAUAUAUAUAUAUAACAAAUAUAUAGUCUGCCCCCCCCCCCCCCCCCGUAAAUUUUGUCAUAUCAAUGCGGCCCGCGAGUCAAAAAGUUUGCCCACCCCUGGUCUACACUCACCAACAUGGUGUCCCACAAAUGUAAACACUAAAGUCAAGCUAUUUUUUUAAACAAAUCUGUAGAUAAUGUUUUGCGGUUUCACCAGUUUUAACUUUGAAUUCACAGAUAAAUAACCUGCCUCAAAGUGCUUAAAAAAACCUGAAACCUGUUUAAAACUCAAUAUUAGAGUUAUGCAUCAGAAUUGGCUCUCAUCAAGAAAAUCCAUAAUUAAUAUAAUAUAAUAUAAUAUCUGUUGGCGUGAUCUGUAAGUUUGAAAAUAGCUUGGCUGGAAAAGCAUCUUAUAUCAGUGUUAUUGUCACUACCGCGAUGACUUUGUCUUUCCAGUCACAAGGUGCAGGUGGACCUUCACAGCAAUGGUGUCGACAUGGGAAUUAAUCCUUGAUGGCAGGUUUGAAAAUGAUUAAAAAAAAAAUCUCUAGCCAAAAGUGAAUAUAUACGCAAUUCCCUUUUGCCUUUGCUGCAGUAUUUCUACCUCCGUGUGAGUUGAGAUUCAAAUGUGCUUUCAUAAAGCCCUGACUUGAGGAGCACUGACAAAUAGGAAGUGUACACUACAUUUUAAUGGUACUGUUUAUAAGCCAAAAUUAGUUAAAGGGGAUCUAUUAUGCUCGAUUUUCCACUCUUUGUGUAUUGAGUUGUGGACUCCUAUAGAGCAGCGACUCGCAAUAACCCGCAUAGAAAACUUUCUACAUCUGUACAGUAAACCUCGGAUAUAUCGGAUUCAAUUGUUCCCACUGGUUUUGUCCGAUAUAAGCGAAAUCCGUUAUAUGCGUAUAGCGGAAAAUGUCCGUUUUACGCAUAUAUCGGAUUUAUAUCCGGUAUAUGCGUAAAUCAGAUUUUAUUCGUUAUAAAAAGGCACUUCCUUGACUAUGUUUCCAAUGUACCUGGACGCGCAGGCAACGCUGCAAACGACGUCGUAUAGCGGCCUGUCACGAUUCGGCGAAUCGGAGCGCCACGAUGCGGCCAUCCGAUAUAUGCGAGGGAAAUUUCAUGGAAAUGCAUUGGAACGGGACUGGAGAUUUUGUCCGAAAUAGGCGAAAUCCGUUAUAAAAAAAUCCGAUAUAUGCAAUGAAUUUUUAUUGGAAAUGCAUUACGGAAAAAUCGGUUCUUUUUUAUCUGUCCGUUGUGAGCGAAUUUCCGAUAGAUCCGAGUCCGAUAUAUCCGAGGUUUACUGUAUUUCCUUUUGAUUUCCUGACAAAACAGUCACACGCCCCAAAAAUGCGUCCUAACGAUGAACCAUAUAAGGAAUUCCACCCCUCUGUGACAUCACAAAGGGGGCAGUUUUACCACGCCCUUUGAAACCGAGCGUUUUGAGCCACCCUAAUUUUCUGUCAGAGCUCACUUCCAAAUACGCAAACAUAAUUAUUUGAAACUUUAACACCGGAAUACAACGUUCUAAAAGUGGAAAAUGCAUAAUAGGUCCCCUUUUUUUAAAAAAAUAUACUGCUUUUUUUUGUAAAACUGAAUGAUCUUUUUACUAGCACAGUUAGAGUAAUACUCUAAACGUUUUGGGUUUUGUUUUUUAAUGUUUGCCAGUCAUUGCAACAUUCCCCCUCAGUGAACUGGGGUGAAGUCCUAUGAAGUGACACUUGCCUUGCUUUUUUUUUUUUGUUUGUUUUGCUUUGUUGAAAUGUCUCUGGCAUGUCUUGGUACACACUUAACCAUUUAUUUAGCAAGCGACGUUAUUUGACUAUCAUACAUCUUCUUGUAGCAGGAUAAUCAAUCAUGGGUCUGGUGAGGAGCGGCUUUUUGCUUGUGCGUCAUUAAAGUUUGAGCGGACAGGUUGGUAAACUUUGGUAAAUACGCACAUUUACUGCGUGGUUAGCCGUUGUCGUAUUCACUUUGUCUGUGAACUCACAUCUGCUCGGUCAAUUUUAAAUGUGCCUUUUUAAGCUAUGGCUAUGCCAAUAAAAUCACCCAUGGUGUUUGCCGAACCCAACAGUUAUUUCGUCUAAUUCUUGGUAGACAAACCAUGAAUUAAUUUUUGCUUGUGUGUGCAGGGAAUAGAGGUAUGGAGGACCAAAACUGCCAAAAUAAUAAAUAAAUAAAUAAAAGUGAAAAUAAAAACAAAAAUAAAAUAAAAAAAUUAAAUACCAAAAAAUUAAUAUAAAUGGAAAUAAAAACAAAAAUAAAAAAAUAUAUACACAAAUAAAUAAAUAAAAGCAAAAAUAAAUACAAAAAUAAAGAUUCAAAAAUUAAAAAUAAAUACAAAAAUAAAUGUAGAAAUAAAUACAAAAAUAAAUAUAUAAAUAGAAUUACAUA